Molecule: messenger RNA, 2437 nt
Organism: Amaranthus tricolor (Joseph's coat)
Lineage: Eukaryota; Viridiplantae; Streptophyta; Magnoliopsida; Caryophyllales; Amaranthaceae
Product: F-box/FBD/LRR-repeat protein At5g53840-like
Exons: 5
Coding region: 906-2312 (468 amino acids)
Molecular function (GO): protein binding
Source: RefSeq, a predicted model, not a curated record
AUCGAUAGAAAGUUCAUUUAUUGAUAGAAAGUUUACUCAUUGCAAGAAAGUUUAUUCAUUGAUAGAAAGUUUACUCGUUGAUAGAAAGUUUACUCGUUGAUAUAAAGUUUAUUCAUUAAUAGAAUAGUUUAUGUUUGUGAGACGUGUGCCUAAGUUAAGUUACCUCAUGGGAGUUACAAUCCCAAGGGUAGACUAUGAUCACACUUAAUUUAAGGUAGAUAAGCUUCAUAAGGUCAGGCAUUAGGUAUUUUGUUAAUUCCCUUGGUUGAGUUGAUACUACGCGUGUUUUAUAAGAGUUUAUGUUUUUGUGAAGAGGACUGUUAAGACUCACAUUCCAUGCUCGACACAUGGUUCGGGUUGGAAAAGAAAUAAUGAGACUAAGACGUAAAGAUGAAUGAUUAAUUGUUGAUAGUUGUGCUUUGUGCUUUAUGAAAUCAUCCUUAUAUUGUUGUAUAUUGGCCUUAUUAUAUUUGGUGUUAAUUACUGACAUGUAUGUGUUUGUGUUUGUGUUUUAUGUUUGAUUGAUUAUAAUUUUCUAUGUUGUUUCUGCUAUGAUACAUUUGACCAAUGGUCUAAUGUUGAUUAGCGGGAUCAUCCUAGAUAGAUGUAACAUGUAUUGGAGGUUCUUUUCCAUUGCAUUGGGGGAGAAUGCGUUUGUAUUUUUAUUUCAUAGCUUCUAUAUGUCUUUUGUAAACUUUAAAUUGUAUAUGUUUUUGGUACGAGGCCUUGUGUCCUCCUUUUGUAUUAUUUAUAUUUCCGCUGCAUAGUUUAUGGUUUUGUAUGAUUUUUAAGUAUUAUGUCAUUUUUAAAAUGCAAGCGUUGACACUGGAACCACGAUCCAUGCUUGGCAUGUUGAUUAGAAGAGGCGGCGAUGAAUCAUUCCGCCGUGCGUUGAUUGUGUAAUUAUGGGGAAACAGACAUGGCUUGCGCUCAAAUCUUGCAAGCAUCAGAACCAUGAAGAAAAAGAUCGAUUGAGUCAGUUGCCGCAUGAUGUUUUGAUGUCCAUCAUGUCCCUCUUCACCAUCAAGGAAGCUGCACAAACUAGUGUUCUUUCGCGCACCUGGAAUUACUUUUGGCGAUGUUUUCCCAUCUUGGUCUUCAAAGAUGAUUUCCCAACACUGCAUUUUGUUGCGCGAAAUCCGCUGUUACUUCCUGAAGGAAGAUCAAAUUUUACGACGAUGGUGAACAGUGUUAUUGACUCUCAUCGUGGCUUGACUAUAGACAAGCUAAGGGUUAUUUUCGACUUGGAUACAAGCUAUGAGUCGGAUAUUGAUAAGUGGCUAGCUUUUGCUUUGGCAAAACAGGUCAAAACACUUGAAUUGAACUUCACACCACAAGUUGGCAGAAAAGUGCCAUUGGCUUGUCGCUAUACUUGGCCCCUUGAAUCUCGUUGGUUGUCUCGUGGUUUGCAUCUUAGUUUGGCUUCCAUAACAUCUCUGUGUCUCAAAUUUGUUAAUGUAACUGACAAAGACAUAGAGUGCAUUCUUCUUUCUUGCCAUGCCCUAGAGAGUAUGCGCAUUGUUCACGGGUCAUUCGGUUUGAAAAACAUAAUCAUCUCUCAAACAUCCCUACAACUCAAACAUCUAGAGUUAUCUAAUUGUUAUUUGUCUUGCAUCGAUAUUAAGGCCCCAAAACUUGUGUCGCUCACUCUGCACGGACGACCUAUAUCAUUGAUUGUUAGAGACUCAUUGCUUUCCAAGGUCUCAAUUGGAAAUGGAUUUUAUAGGGGAGAGGUUGUGGCCUCUGCUUAUAGAAAUCUUUCACAAUACUUUACCAAGCUGGAGUAUUUGAGUUGGCACUUGUGCUUGUGUGCUUUCACGCGUGUCAAUGUCAAGUGGAAUUUGGGUAUAUCUAAACCACCUAUCAUGUCAAACCUUAAGCAUUUAGAACUCCAUGUUCGAGCUAAGGGUAAGGAAAGCCUACUUGGGUGGGCUUACUUGAUCGAGGAAUCUCCAGUCCUGGAAAAGCUCACUUUGAAGUUCUCACCAUAUUUACUGGGUUGCGAUGUACGUGUAAGGAAUAUUGUGAAGCGUAAAGGGCGUCCCAUAAAAAACUUGAAGACCUUGCAACACUUUGGCUAUCUGGGACUGCCAAUUGACAUUGAAUUUGCUACCUAUGUAGUUGAGAAUUCCAUCAACCUAAAAGAUGUAAUUUUCACAUAUCAAUUUACCAGGCCAUUCCGUGACCCUUUCAGAGAAUAUGCUAGAAGCCAUGUUUUUGAAUUCAUAAAGACACUGCCUCAAGAAGUUGCCUUCAGAUUUGGCAAACCUGCCAACCAUUGCUGUUUUAUUUCAACAGCUCCGUAUGCUUAGAUCUUUGCUUGUUGAGCACCAUUUUCCUUGAAUCUUAUUUCUUUAAAAUUAAAGUAUAAUAUGAUGAUUUACAAUAUGUUUGUAACAUUGCUUGGUAAUAUAAUAGUGUGUUGUUAUGAGGGCUA